CUAUUUUCCGGUUUUACCCCUUGCAUCUUCUUCCUCCCCAAGGCUCCUCUAACAUUUCCAGCAACAUAGGCAGCGUCGUCCUCUCGCCGUCCCCCUCACCUUUCCCAAAUUAGCGCCACUGCCUCCUCCUCCAAUCCCGCCACGUUGCUGCCUCCCGGGAGCGAAGCCGAGCCGCCCGAAUCGGCCACCGCCUCCCGCUUUAUAGCCCGCCCCCCCCCCCCCCCUCCUCCUCCUCCUCCCCUGCGCCCCCGCCGCCUCCCGGUCCGCCGCGUCGCGUGUGGGGAGGGAGAUGGCCGCCUCCGACGCGUGCAGGCGCGGCCUGAUCCUGCACCACCAGCAGUGGCCGCAGCGGUGGCCCGGCCCCAACACCCGCAGCAUCUCGCAGCUCGUCAAGACCAACGGCCGCCGCGCCUUCCUCGUCGACACCCUCGCCCUGGUGAGGAAGCUAGAGUCGCAGGGCGUGCUGACCAAGCAGGCGGAGGCGAUCACCUCCGCGAUCACGGAGGUCCUCAACGACAGCCUCGAAAGCAUCUCCGAGUCCUUCGUAUCCAAGGCCGAGAUGCAGAAGAGUGAGAUGCAGCAGGAGUCCAAUAUCUCCAAGUUCAAGUCGCAAGUGCGGAGCUCGCAGGAAAACCAUUUCUCUUUGUUACAACGGGAGACUGAGAAACUUCGUGGAGAUAUUGAUAAGAUGAGGAGUGAACUGAAGUAUGAGAUUGACAAGGUCACUGCAGGGCAGCGGUUGGAUCUAAACCUUGAAAGAGGGAGUGUAUGGAUAAAAACUGCGUCAUGUGUGUCUACAACAUCUGAUUUAAACACAAUUGCUCCAGGCGCAUACGCGAUGAACUCGCCAAGCAGAACGAGGAAACUACUGAGCUUACCACAAAGCUUGACAAGGAAAUUCACUCACUGAAAGCCCAUUUGGAGGCAGCAAAGUAUGAUGUCAUCAAAUACUGCUUAGGUACCAUCGUUUCGAUAUCAGCCGUUGGACUUGCCGUUCUCCGUAUCGUGAUGUGAAGCAAACACGUUCUUUCGUUUACCUAUUCAUCCAUGGAAACCCGCAAGAAGAGGAUAGGUUCUGAUUCUGUUCCUAGUCUUUUUGGAGGGGACAAAACGUGGUCAGGGGAAACGUCGUAACACCUGGUAGGGAGAAUUUGCUCAAACUUGUAAGAUAGAUCGACCAGCGCAGGAAAUACAGCCGAAAUGAUUCUUCACCUGUGCUCGAGCCUCUUGUCUGCUGAAGCCACUGUUGCACUAACCUCAGUACUGUGGAAUCCUCUAUACUGUGUUGAACCUCAUAUUGCGAUGGAGACAUCUAAACCCAGCAACUUGGGCUUCGUUUUC
Messenger RNA from Phragmites australis (common reed), 1341 nucleotides. RefSeq names its product protein FMP32, mitochondrial-like. The transcript is spliced from 7 exons. Bases 290 to 910 code for a protein of 206 amino acids. Gene Ontology annotation, cellular component: mitochondrion. Lineage: Eukaryota; Viridiplantae; Streptophyta; Magnoliopsida; Poales; Poaceae. The record is from RefSeq and is a predicted model, not a curated record.